UCUUCGACUGUUUAAAAAUGGCUGCAAAUUUUCGAAUCCCAAACAUGUUCUUUAAAUACGUGUUUCUCAAAUACCCAAAAGGUUUCGACACAUAUCUUUUUGAUUAGCCUAACAUUCACUCAUCACUGGUAAUAAUGACAUCAUCGAGCCAUUCCGAUGAAGAUAACCGAUAUCCGCAACGACUAGCUAAGUGUCCUUCUGCUAUUUAUUCAAACAUACCUUUUAAAGCACAAGACGCUUUUUUGCUGCUAAUCAACUCUACACAUGCUGAACAUCAUAAUGAUGGAAUGGGUAAAGAGUAUUACCCAGAAGAUGCUGAACUGUUAUUAGCAGAAUCUCUCGACAAGAUUUGGUUGUGCAAUCUCACGAAGCGAUUUUAUGAAAAAAUCAGUUAUUUGAUUACUACGAGUUAAAAGAACCUUGUAUUCUUAAUAUGGUCGCUGAAGAAGAUAAUCGAUAAAUUUAAUGAAAUAACUUUAAGGAGACAGUCCUGGGACGUCUGGCUGAACAUAACCCAUCCUCUGAGGA
Messenger RNA from Hyphopichia burtonii NRRL Y-1933, 528 nucleotides. RefSeq lists its product as uncharacterized. The record is from RefSeq and is a predicted model, not a curated record. Bases 135 to 413 code for a protein of 92 amino acids. NCBI's taxonomy places the organism in Eukaryota, Fungi, Ascomycota, Pichiomycetes, Serinales, Debaryomycetaceae. The transcript has a single exon.